AAAGGGUGUUUUCCUCCUUUCUAACCCAUAGUUAAUCUGUCUCCAACAUUUUUCUGAAAUAUGAAUGUGUUAAAUGGGGGAGGUAAGAAUUGGGUAUAUUAGAGAGGUAUUGUGAAUUGUAAUAAGAUUUUCCCAUCAAAGGAGAUGAUAUGUAGGAAGUAUAUAGAGGAUGUCUGUACAAAAUGUGCCAUUCCAUCCAGCAGGUGUUGAGAUAUUUCACAAGGUAAGUGAAAUGUUUGACCUGCUGGUGGCGCUAGAGGAAUAGUCAGGGGAUUACCAAAAUCGUUAAGGUUCAUACUCUGGGGAUCAUGAAUGUCUGCACAAAAAUCCAUGGCAAUCCAUCAAAGAGAUGUUGAGAUAUUUUAGGGCCAAAGUGAUGGAGUGACAAACAUCGCCAUUCCUAGAAUUGAUGCCGCUGGUAUGGAUAAAAACAAUGCACUGUGACGACAAGCUGAUCUGAGGCGUGUCUGAAGAACCGAAGGUCUCUUAAAAAUAGUCCAAAGCAUGAAAUUUAGCUACACCGUAGUGGCACUCACGCCACAACAAAUAGUUUAUCAAAACCUCUUUUCAACAGCGUUCAGAGCUCAUGGAGAGAUCGUCCAAAGUCAGCCGAUUGGUCCAACAGGAGAAUCCUGGAAAACAGAAGGAGGCGAAUGACAAGACCCAGGAUGGGAAACUACAGGUGAAGCAGGAAACCACAGAUGGAGCACUAACAGACCAAAACGUGAUGGCCGGGGAGGCUUUGGACCGGAGGAACAUCUGGGAGCCGAGUGUUUACUACGCGCUGGGAAAGGAGUCUUUUUAUUUUGCUGGUCAUGACAUCAGCAUCCGCGAGUCCAUAGAUACUUAUGGUGCUCUGAUCUGGCCUGGGGCCGUAGCUUUGUGCCAGUUUUUGGAGAAUAACCAGCAGCAAGUGAAGCUGAUGGACAAAGCCGUGCUGGAGAUUGGAGCUGGGACUGGUUUACUCUCCAUAGUGGCAAGUCUGCUCGGGGCUUGGGUGACAGCUACUGACCUGCCAGACAUCUUGUCUAAUCUGACCUUUAACCUUCUGCGAAACACCAAGGGCCGCUCCCGCUACACUCCUCAGGUGGCCGCCCUAUCCUGGGGUCAGGACCUGGAGCGAGACUUUCCCUACCCGUCCUACCACUACGACUACGUGCUCGCAGCUGAUGUAGUCUAUCACCACGACUGUCUCGAGGAACUGCUGAGAACCAUGCGUCACUUUUGCCGACCAGGAAGUCAAACGACUCUGUUGUGGGCCAACAAGAUCCGGUUCCAGUCAGACCUGAAGUUCACAGAGCGCUUUAAGAGCAGCUUUAACACCGCGCUGCUCACUGAGCUCCCCCAGCAGGACGUGAGGAUAUACAAGGCCACAGCAAAGGAGUGACAGAGGAGCUUCAGGAGGGGAGGGGAUUGGGGGGGGGUUCUGAAAAAUUGAAGGUUUUGAAGAUGUGAGAGAAGAGUUGAAGACAUUUAACAUUCAAGAAAACAAGAAAUUCCUCGUCCUUUCACCAAUUCAAAUCAAUAUAGAGAAAGUCUGGUUUUGAUCUGUGUUUACACGACAUUCCUGGACAGUGCUGAUAAAUGUUGUCACGCAGAAAGCAGAAAUGAAGUGCCUCACUCAAAUUUCCACUUUAAUAAGCUAUUUUAUUUGCCAGUACUUUAUCAUACAUUUAUUUCUGACUUUAUUCAACUUUUGUUCAACAAUUUGUUUUUAAAAAUAAA
Seriola aureovittata is the source of this 1725-nucleotide messenger RNA. RefSeq names its product protein-lysine methyltransferase METTL21C-like. Gene Ontology annotation, cellular component: cytoplasm; cytosol. The transcript has 4 exons. The coding region runs from base 587 to 1387 and encodes 266 amino acids. The record is from RefSeq and is a predicted model, not a curated record. Gene Ontology annotation, biological process: peptidyl-lysine methylation. Lineage: Eukaryota; Metazoa; Chordata; Actinopteri; Carangiformes; Carangidae. Gene Ontology annotation, molecular function: protein-lysine N-methyltransferase activity.